AUGUUCCUUCUUCCCCUCCCCUUUUUUUUCUCUCUCUCUCUUUGCUGUGCGGUUUGUUUUGGUAUCUCCCCCAAGGCCAUGCCUUCUUUUCCUGCGGACGCGAAUUCCAAUGAAUUGAACUUGUCCCUGUCGGCUCCCGUGGAGUUGCAGCACGUGGAGGAGAGGAUAGCACGACGACGUAGUACCCUUCCGGAAUUGUCCCUUCCAGACACCUCAGGAGGGAUCCCUGUCUCCAAGAACAGCUCCUUUGUGGAGGCCAAUUUCGUGGCCGAUCCCCAGAAAUGGAAUCAUCGCUUCACCGGGGCGUUUACCUCCCCUGUAAAGGACGAACCGGUAAAAGAAAAAACGCCGGCGCCAAUGGAUUCAAAGGUAAAAAGACCACCGACUCCUGAAAUUACAUGCUGUUCGUUGUUUUUUUAG
Molecule: messenger RNA, 420 nt
Organism: Trypanosoma cruzi
Lineage: Eukaryota; Euglenozoa; Kinetoplastea; Trypanosomatida; Trypanosomatidae
Exons: 1
Coding region: 1-420 (139 amino acids)
Source: RefSeq, a predicted model, not a curated record